Molecule: messenger RNA, 1462 nt
Organism: Apis mellifera (honey bee)
Lineage: Eukaryota; Metazoa; Arthropoda; Insecta; Hymenoptera; Apidae
Product: mediator of RNA polymerase II transcription subunit 30
Exons: 5
Coding region: 535-1419 (294 amino acids)
Biological process (GO): positive regulation of DNA-templated transcription
Cellular component (GO): mediator complex
Molecular function (GO): transcription coregulator activity
Source: RefSeq, a predicted model, not a curated record
AAAAAAAAAUAAAAAUUUAGAGGCGUAAUUUUAAUUUUUAAGAGUAUAAUAAAAAUAGAACACGUUAUGAUCAUUGACAUUAUAUGCGCAAUCAACAAUUGCCACGGAUGAGUGCGCUACUCCCUCUAUCAUAUUAAAAGUGGCUCAAUUCCCCUCGAUUUCCGCAGGAGAAGAAUACGUCACGUUAUCCCCACUGCUAUUGCUACAUUAGGCAGAGGCACGCCAUGUGACAUGAUGGGACGCUUGGCUUUGGUGGAUGCCUAGUGACGUCACGUAUUCUCCUACCGCAAAAAUUCGCCGUGGGGGAAUUGAGCCUUUUUCCAAUGGUAGAGGGGAUAACGUACCACGCUCCGGCAACUGUGUGCGCACUAAAAGUGCGCAAUGUGAUGUCAACAACGCGUGUGUAUAAUGUAAAUCGUGCCUUUUACGUUGCACAUAUUAGAAGAAAUGUGCAUAUUUUAUUAUUAUUCCUGUAUUGAUGGCGUGAUUUUUUAAUAUUUCAUUCCUUAUUAAUUGUGACAAAAUUGAAAUACAAUGGCUGGUCAACAACAUCCAUUUCCAUCUGGAUUUCCUAAUGUACAACAAUCUGCAAUGAGAACACAAUUUGGUGGAGGUCAAAUGGUAUCUGGAUUAAUGGGGCCUCAACAAGGUGGUAUGGUAAAUCCGCAGCAAUUUGGAGUUGGUGUAGGAGUAGGAGUAGGCGUAGGUGGAGUUGGAUCCAAUGCUAUGGGUAUACCUAGUGCUCAACAAGUAUUAGCACAGCAACAACAACAACAACAAUCUGUUGCAAUGCAACAACAAGUACAACAAAUGCAACAACAACAAUUACAAUUACAACAACAACAACAAGCUGCAAUGGUGCAACAAAGUAAUCCGACAGGCAACCAAGCUACGACACCUCAAACUCCUGUACCACCUACUCAACCACCACCUCAGCAACAACAACAAAAUAAGGAAUUUAACACUGCCAGUUUAUGCAGAUUUGGUCAAGAAACUGUACAAGAUAUUGUCAGCCGCACACUGGAAGUUUUUCAAACAUUAAGACUUCUUCAACCCCCAACUGGUACAGCGCAAGGAGCAAAUUUAGCUAAUGAAAGGAAGAAUAAAGUACAGGAACAAUUAAGAACUCUUAAAUUAUUAUUUAAACGUUUGAGACUGAUUUAUGAAAAAUGUAAUGAAAACUGCCAACUUCAAGGUAUGGAAUAUACGCAUAUAGAAAGUUUAAUUCCUUUAAAAGAAGAAUGGGAUAUGAAAUCUGAUGAGAAAAAAACAUCUGAAGCUUAUAGAUUAGCAUGUGAAGAAAGUAAAGAAAUUAUGGAACAAGUGGUGUUAAAAAAUAGGCACCUUAAAGAAAUUAUUGAUCAUUUAAGACGCAUUAUUUCAGAAAUAAACACUAUGUUAAAUAUGCGUCGAUCUUGAACUAUAAAAUGUAAAUAAUAUUUAUAUAAGUUAUUAAAAAAAC